UUUUUUAAUCAGACGAACCAGAACUGCACUAUCAUCAAAAAAAUAACUCAUGCGUUAACGGUCACCGGAAAGUACUGCAACACGUAGUCGUAGUACCGCGUCCUGCUCCCGAAACAACACUUCGGGAUGUCCUAAUCCCAGUGCGAAUUAGUGACAAUGAACUAGUGAUAACGCAAGGUUAUAAAGUGGUGGGGCGAAGAAAGCACCGUUAUUUCACGUCAGACGGGCAAGUGCUAAAAAUGGAACCGAGUGACGACCAAAGCCCCCGUGAAACGUCUAGAGCUUUGGACAUCGUGAAGAACUAUUUCCGGUUCGAUCGUAGGGUGUUCUUCAAAAAGCGCUUCCCGAUUGCCACGUGGUUGCCCAAGUACACCUUUUCUACCUUAUUCCAGGAUUUCUUAGCCGGGUUCACUGUAGGUUUGACUGAAAUUCCUCAAGGGAUAGCUUUCGCGGUGAUAGCAGGUUUAACCCCCGAGUAUGGUUUGUACUGUGGUUUCAUGGGCGGCUUCGUCUACGCGAUUUUCGGCAGCUGCAAAGACGUCAACAUCGGUCCUACCUCCAUCAUGGCCCUAAUGUUACAAGAACACGUCUCCAAAAUGGGUCCCGAUAUGGCUGUGAUAAUCACUUUCCUUGCAGGGAUCAUCAUAUUUGUACUAGGGUCACUAAAUCUAGGCUUCGUGGUCGAAUUUUUUUCCUACCCGAUCAUCGCGGGCUUCACUUGUGCGGCGUCCCUCCAAAUAGCGUCCACACAAGUCAAAAGCCUCCUCGGUAUUGGGGGAAAAGCGGAUGCGUUUUUAGAAGCAUGGGAAGGCGUAUUUAACAAUCUCGACAAAGUACGACUAUGGGACAGCAUUCUAGGUCUCCUGUCGAUUAUGUUCCUGAUAGCUUUAAAGGAAAUUCGACGAUUCGGGACCUUACAAUAUCGCGCCGACUGGUCACGCGAUCGCAACAUUGCGGGCGUUUUCAUCUUCAUGUUAUCGCUAGCACGAAACGCUCUAGUGGUGAUCAUUGGUACCCUCAUAUCGUACAACCUUCGGGAUGACAACCCCUUCAAAAUAACCGGUGACGUUAAAGGCGGAUUUCCGCCUUUCGCAGCACCACCAUUUAGUAUUAAUUAUAAUGGUACUACCUACAAUUUCGGCGAUAUAGCGACUGACUACGGGCCUGCCAUGGCCUUCAUACCUCUGGUGGCAAUCCUUGAAGCUAUAUCAAUCGGGAAAGCGUUUUCGAAAGGAAAACCCCUGGACGCCAGUCAAGAAAUGUUAGCUUUGGGUCUGUGCAACAUUUUGAGUUCGUUCGUGCGCUCGAUGCCCAUCACUGGUUCCUUCACCAGAACGGCGGUCAAUAAUGCCUCAGGGGUCAAAACACCACUAGCUGGUAUCUUCACCUCCUUCAUGGUACUUCUAGCCAUCGCUUUUUUAACCCCGUCGUUCUACUACGUACCAAAAGCGACUUUAGCGUCUGUGGUGAUUUGUGCCAUGUUUUAUUUAUUCGACUACGACGCUUUCGUCGUCAUCUGGAGAUCCAAAAAACUCGACAUGGUACCAUUCCUCGUGACUUUCCUCUGUUGCAUCUUCAUCAGUCUGGAGUACGGGAUUCUAAUAGGCAUCGGUGUGAAUUUGUUGUUCGUUUUGUACGGAAGUGCCCGUCCUAAGUUUGACAUUGUGAAGGAAAAGUCAAACCAUGGUGGUGCCAUUUUCGUGAUCACCCCCAAAGAUACUUUGUAUUUUCCGGCUGCUGAGUACCUGAGGGACACAGUGUUGGGGUACGACGGUGACCAUAUUGUUGUGGUGAACGGGAAGUACGUGCGCAACAUGGAUGUGACUGUCGCUAAGAGUAUGGCGGUUUUUGCCCAAGAACUCAGUGAGAGGAGACAAACCGUGGCGUUUGUUGAUUUCAAACCGUCAGUGAUAGAAGUAUGCGUAAACGUGAACGCAAACCUGAGGGCGUACUUUAGAGAUGACUUGGAACAAAUCGUCGGAGGUCAAUUGCACAUACAGUAGAGAGCACAUAUUUGACAAUGUUUUCAAUAAAUGUAAUCUCAAUAAGAA
Messenger RNA from Zophobas morio, 2051 nucleotides. RefSeq names its product sodium-independent sulfate anion transporter-like. Gene Ontology annotation, molecular function: sulfate transmembrane transporter activity. Gene Ontology annotation, cellular component: plasma membrane. Gene Ontology annotation, biological process: transmembrane transport. The coding region runs from base 240 to 2003 and encodes 587 amino acids. NCBI's taxonomy places the organism in Eukaryota, Metazoa, Arthropoda, Insecta, Coleoptera, Tenebrionidae. The transcript is spliced from 10 exons. The record is from RefSeq and is a predicted model, not a curated record.